AUUGAAUUGGGUUUUAUUACACCCGCUACCGAUAGGUGAGAUUGUUAUUUUAGGAUCGUACACACGGUUCGCUCUUAUCGUAUAAUGUUUUCCUUCUGUCCUUUCGAUCGUUUACGAUAUCAAAAUUGAAUUGCCAAAUACUUUCGAUUUCUUACAUACGUAACGUAACCAAAUUUGACGAGAAAAUCGAUUUUUCUAGGCAAACAUUUGCUCAGAUUUAACUAUAUUUGAUCAGUACAAAUUGACCGAAUUUAAUCUGUCAAAAAGUGUCAAAUAUCUGACUGCGGUCAAACAGUUUGGCACGGAACCUCAUCAUCUGAGAUUACAUUUUGUCAAAUGUAUACCGGGAAUUUGUGUUUUUGAAGAAAACACUUUAUUCAUCAUCAAAAUUUAUAUUAUCGCCUUAAAAACCGGUCCCUUUUGAAGCAAUAAACUUUUUCCAACGAACAAUUCAGUCAUCGAAACACUUUUCUUAGCUAUAUGUAGGAAUUACCUUCAGUUCACACAUUCGUUUUUAUGUCUUUAAUGCUGUCAAAAUGGGUUCCACGAAAGCCUAAUUCGAGUUUCGAAAAUAGGAAAAAUUCACACGGUUCCAUAUCUGGAUAGUACGGUACUUGUUCAAUCACAUUCGUGUCGUUUUUGGUAAAAAGAAUCUGGCCGUUUGCGACGAAUUUUCUCUCAUAACUUCAAGGCAAAACACGACGGACUCGAUUAUAUACAAUCUCCGAUUUCUUUUCAUAAUCGAGCCAAAUUAUUCGUUUUUAUGCAUAUAAUUUUCGUUUUUGUCUUUCUAAUUCUUUUGGACUCGGAAUGUACUGAACCGAUCGACGUGAAUCUUUGUAUGUAAAGGGUUUUGGAACCGGGUAUGAUUAUUAUGAUAGUUCGAGACCCCUCUCCCCUCUCUAAGGUGUUUCCGUUUGGUCUUCGGAAGGAAUUCCGAAUAGACAACAUCAUAUCAAAAAUCUCUGAGAAAAAAAAUUAACUUGUUCAUAAUGAUAAAAAUGUUAUAAUUGUAAAUUCUCGGUAUAUAUUUGGCAAUGUAUUAUGGGAAAAAUGAUCAAAUAAAUCAAUACAUUCCUAGUUAUAACAAUUAAUGAGCAUGAUAACCUAUCAUGUGUCAGAACAGACAUGCGUUGAUCUUAUUCGGAGUGGUAAUAGAAUUCGAGAAUUCGUGUAUCAGUGUUGGCCGGAAAAAAAUGUUCUGAAGAUAAAUCUUCAGACUAGAUCGUCAUCCGAAUUAGAAACUCAUAUGAAGGCGUGUUUUAUCACUCAGCCAUAAGAGCCACAUUUGUUGGUUAUCAUACCAUGGAUAGUAGCUCUGACUGAUAUUUGGUUCUUCGAACAUCUCAAUUACCUUUUAUUUUUGUAAUAGGUCUCAUUGUAUUUUUUUUGUUCUGCAUCACAAUAUAAAAAUCACUCGUAUCGAAAUGCGCAAUAUCACCCCUGUUUUUCAAAGCCGCUAUUUCCAGUUUCAUCUUCAUCUUUCCCAACAUCGGUACCUUCAUCCUUUUCUGAUUUUCAUUCACUAUAUCUAUAAUUUAGCUGUCGGAAAGUUGUGUGUAAAAUAUUCUUCCUUCGAGGUCCGGUACCACUAUUUGAUUACCACGAUCAGUAAUCAUAAAUAAGGUAAAUAAAGAAAUUCUUCAAAUGUCUUCAUUAAUCAAAUACAUAUUUGUUUUGGACCACAUAAAAUUGCUUCCAAGAUUUUGAUUGUGGUUGACUUGCUGCCAAUAUUCAAAAAGCUAGAUCUUUGAAUGCUAUUUUUUCAGUACCUUAACCAGUAUUUGUGAAUUUAGCAUGAUUGGCAUUUCUAAUUUUUUUUUUGAUAUAUUACUUUUAUGUUUUGAAUUUGUCCCUGAUUUAUCAUUCUGUUGGCGUUGGAAAUCUUUAAUUAAUCUAUCGUCAGAUAAAAUUUCAUCCCCACAAGCAAUGGUGCGCAAUGCAGUGAUCUAUUAUCGGAACGAUCCUAAGUUGUAGUCUUUUUCGGGAAUUUCCAGGACAAAAUGAUUUUAGAAGCAUUCAAGAAAUAGUUUCCGCUUUGAAACAACGCGGGUUCUUCGAUUUUUCAAUUAUCAUCAAUGGAUGUUUAUGAGUACAAAAAAAUGUAACAUGAAAAUUAUCCGGUUUUCAUGCGAUGCCUUUUUUCCUCCAAAUGAGUAAACGUUUAUCUGGUAAUCAUUUUGAAAACUGGGCAGAUUCGUUGCAAUUAUAUACCUGGUCAACGGUCAAAUCAUAAGUCUUCAAGUAAUUGAGAAAAAAUGUUCUUUGAAACUAUCCAUUGCACAAACUUUAGAAUUAAUACAAGAAUCGCUGAACUUAAACGACGCAGAUACAAUCAACCACCACAGCCGUAUACAGCCGUUUCUAGCUUGCUGUAUUUUCCAUUAAAGUAAGUAUAGAAUAUCCACCAUCAAUUAAUUUGUACAUUAAAACAAUUAUACAUUUAGCAGCAUAUUUAGUUUUUCUUUUAGUGCAACGAAACAUAUAGUUUCACAAAUGAAUCCUUCUAUUUUAACAUUCUUGUCGUACGGUGUAUACCGAAUUGUGAGCGAUUUGUGAUUUGUAUUUUUUUUUUCAUUAGCUUUUAUCGCCUUAUUGUCACUACACAAGAAUAAAUUUAUUACAAAUAAUGUAUGACUCUCUCUUCCACGGCUCAAACUGGGAAACGGCAUAGGUCGUGCAUCUCAUUUCACACAAUCGAAGAGAAAGUUGUUCAGAAUUAUUCAUAGUUUUUGAUUCUAAGCAUAUGAAAAUAAUAUGCUUUUAAGCUUUCAAAGAAAUAUGUGGUAUACGCUCACAAAUCCAUCAGUGAGAAUUUUUUCCAUGAAUACGGCUAAUCACGAUAGGCGGCAUGAAUGCUCAAAAAUAUUUGUUCUGCUUAAAUUUCAUUUUUUGUUCAAUAACUUAUCGGCAGAUUAAACUUUUCAUAUAAUUUUUUAUUUAAACGUGAUAAAAACGGAGCAUUUUCAGUGAUAAAUUUGAGAGUGAUAAAAACAUCCAGUGAUAUAAUCGUGGCGUCACUGUACUAAGUUGAGACGGUGAAGUUCCUCUAGGAACGUUAGUGCAAUUUAAGAAGAAGUAGUUUAUUUUGAGGAUGCUAUCAAAAGUUAUCACUACAGGAAAUUUUAUAUCGAAUUAUGUGCAUAUACAGGGUGUUAAGUUACUCAGUACAAACAUUCUAAUGUGUGAUAUAAGGUCAUGUUUGAUGAAACAAUCUUAAUAAUUAAACCUCCUGAACAGUUCUAUAAUUCGUUCUGUCGCUAUUUCAUUCCAAAUUUCAAUAAACGAGACAACAGUGUGGUGUCAAAGAACUAUAGAUUAAUGCUCUCAAACAUAUUGGUUGAUAGAAACAACCAAGUAUAUCAAACAUUUUUAAAUUAAUAAAAAUACUCUAAAAAUGUAAUCUUAUAACUUUUUUACUUCUUAAAUGGUACUUAAUUCCCCGAUUGAAAUAAAGCAACUAGAUAUUGAAUUUGGUCAUCCUUCAAAUUAAAGCAACAGUAGCGUUUUUUUUCGAAAAUGGGUCAAUUUAAAUCAAACAGUUUGGGAUAAGUCCAAUAACUCUGUCAUAGUCAUAAUCAUAUUUUGACCAUGUGCAUAGAACGAUUUUUUCAUCAAAUAUAAACCUCUAUCACACCUCUAAAAUAUUCGCACUGAGUCACCUAACACUCUGUAUAUCAUGAAAAUCACUUUUCCGGACGUUGCUAAAACUCUUAUUAUUGCUUUGUCAUAUUCUCGUGAAUUCGUCUUAUUUUAAGUGAGUGUGCAGAUGAUGACUGUGACGUCAAUUCCCAACAAAUAAACAAUUUGAAAUAUUUCAGCGAUUGGCUGAAUGCUUACCCCUCUCUUUCUCGCUCUAAUGGCGAGAAAAAGAGAGCCAUCGUAGCUUUUUCGAACAUCAGUGCAACCAUCGGCUAACUUGAUGGCCUGUGUGAGCUCGAUCCCUAAAAAGAAGAGACAACGACGACGGCAGACAUCUUUGUUUCUUGCGGACGGGAUUCGCAGUCAAAGUGGAUUUUCUUUGCAUUUUUCUAUCCUAUUGAGGGCGCUAUAUGGCGCAAAAAUGCGCUAAAUGCAUGGUUCAUGGAAGCAAAAAGUGAUUGAAGUGAAUAAGAGCACCGUGAUAUAUCGUCAAAAGUGAUUAAUCUUGCUGUAGUAGAGCAAAAAUUAGAUUCGGCAGUCUUUAGAGCCGAGGGGAGGCUGAUUGGUGGAGUGAGAGUCUAGAGUGAGAGGUGGUGCAGCAAGAGGCGGAAAUUUUUCGCAGUUUUCUUCCACUGUGAAGGAGAUUCGUAUGUGUACGAGUGAAAGAGAGGCACUGACAAACAUCAACAAAGCGGCUGGACCGAAUAGAGUGAGAAAACAAAGGGAAGCGCAGGGAGCGCAGCAGCUGCCGUUGAAUUUCGGACGGAGCUGGUGGGAAGCCGCUACAACAGAACGAGGAAAUGUCCUCCCAUCAAGAUAUAAUGUGUGAGGUAGAAAUCUCCGAUUCCAACAUCGUUGAAGUGGUUGACGAUGGCCACUUUGGAACCGAGAUAGGAUAUGAGCAAUAUGAGGUUGGAGUUGGCGAUGAUCAGUAUGAGGAGGUAACUUGCGAGACAGAGGACUCUCAGGGAUUGAUGAUGCAUCAUAUAGAUGAUGAUGAGGAAAUACUGCAUCAAGAGGCAGAUAUUCAAGCUCACGAGGAAGUGCUGGAUGCAUCUGGUGAUCCACUGUGCGUUUAUGGGGACAUCAAUCUGGAGAAUGAGAUUUAUAUUGAAUCAACACCCGGACCAAGCUCGAGAAAACGGAAAUCCGGAAUGAAACAACCCCGCAUCGUAAACCGAAUCCGAUCAAAUGAUAUACACAAUUUAACAGCAGUGGAAACGUUAGACGUGAAUCAAAAGCCCCGACGCUGGGAACAGAAGCAAGUGCAAAUCAAAACGAUGGAAGGAGAGUUCAGCGUUACAAUGUGGGCGUCAGGGACUGAUGAUGACGAUGGCUCGAACCCGGAACCAGACCCGGAUUACACGGAGUACAUGACUGGUAAAAAGAUCACGCAAGAUUGUGUGCCUGGCAUUGAUCUUUCCGACCCGAAGCAACUAGCCGAGUUUGCGAAACCGGGUCAUAAAACGAAACUCAACAAAAUGGUGAGCUCUAUAACGACGGCCGGAUUGAUUAAAGCAAAUACCACUGCAGGUGAAUCAUCUGACAGGAAUAUUGCCUGCCCCCAUAAAGGAUGCAACAAAAUGUUCAGAGAUAAUUCGGCUAUGCGAAAACAUCUACACACUCACGGGCCCCGAGUACACGUUUGUGCCGAAUGUGGGAAAUCAUUUGUCGAGAGUUCGAAGCUCAAACGCCAUCAGCUGGUACACACAGGCGAGAAACCAUUCCAAUGUACAUUUGAAGGAUGCGGAAAGCGAUUCUCAUUGGAUUUUAAUCUUCGAACCCACGUAAGGAUACACACUGGUGACCGGCCAUAUGUUUGUCCGUUCGAUGGCUGCAAUAAAAAGUUCGCUCAGUCCACCAACCUCAAGUCGCACAUAUUAACACACGCGAAGGCAAAACGAAACAACAGUGGUGGAGGCGGCGGAGGUGGCCGGAAUAGUAACAUGAUGACUCCGCACUCCAUCCUGCCGUCGCAACCCUUCGUGAAGAUGGAAACCGUUGAAAUCGAUAACGAUUCACAGUACAUUGUGUACACCGAUUAAGCCUGAAGUAAAAGCGAGGAGAGUUUCUUUCGAAGGAAAUACAUCUCAGGAUGAGGAGGAUGAGAACUGAGUCGGUGCGCUAGUGCUGCGUGUACGUGUACAUUAAAAACUAUUUCUUCGCUAAGCCAGGAAGUCAAAUAUAUAUAAAUAUAUACAUUUCAUUUUAGUGUCAUGAAAUUGCGCGACGUGAAUUAUAGAAUGUUCCAAAACAAUAGAAACAGUGUGAGGAUUUUGGAAACAUUGGGAACAGAAAUAUUAUCAUUGAAUGUAGGAAAACUUUCAGCCUACUGUUUUGUUACAUUAAACUGUAAAUAGCUUGCAAAAUUAUUCACCUCUAGGCCGACUGUAUUUUGAAUUUGAUUGCAGUUUUUAGGGUCUCAUAAUUUGUUUUUCCAAUGAUAUUGGGAUAGUGUUUAGUGGUUCUAAUUUUCAGUACUAAGUCGCAACUAGAAAUAAAACCAUUUGACUAGGCGAGAAAAGUCAACAGAGGAUUUGUCUGAGAGAAAAAGUUUCUGUCUAUGGUAUAUUUUUUAAAGAUACGAAUACAAGGAAAUAAACACUCGUAAUGUAAAAUAAAUAACAAAAAUGGAAAAAUGUAUGAGCUAUUCGUGUUUGGGGGUUGCGAGUAAGGUGCUUUCCUUGCUAGUAAUGUUUAGUUGAUUGAUAGCAUCCAUCUUAAAAAGGCCCUUUUGAUGAUCAGGCAAUCCAAAGAUACAGAUAUCGAAAGAAACAUUGCAACUCAUUGAAAUGAAAUCGAAAGUCGAGCAUUAACUGUUAAAACCUUGAAUAGCAAGGAAAGCACUGGACUCUGAUCUUCAACGGAGCCGUAUGGUUUGACUGAGUCAUAAUACUAACAAGGGUGCGUGAGCGCGAGUGUCGUGAUUAUUAGUCUGUAAUGGUAAUUCUUACUCUAAUUUAAGGUGAUCUAUUUUUAAUAAAAAGUAAGCGAGCAAAAUCUACGAGGAGAAUAAAAUAAAACAACUGAUUUAUUAUUAAUUGUAAACAGAAAAUUGUUUACAUUUAUGUGAAACUAAUUAAUUUAAAACAAUAGUGAUAAAGAUUAGAAUUACCCUUGAAACAACUGUAGUUACGGAGAAAUUUAAAAAAAUAAAACAAUCCAUGUCAGUAUA
Toxorhynchites rutilus septentrionalis is the source of this 6817-nucleotide messenger RNA. RefSeq names its product transcription factor YY2-like. Gene Ontology annotation, molecular function: DNA-binding transcription factor activity, RNA polymerase II-specific; RNA polymerase II cis-regulatory region sequence-specific DNA binding. The transcript has 2 exons. Lineage: Eukaryota; Metazoa; Arthropoda; Insecta; Diptera; Culicidae. The record is from RefSeq and is a predicted model, not a curated record. Bases 4443 to 5687 code for a protein of 414 amino acids. Gene Ontology annotation, biological process: regulation of transcription by RNA polymerase II. Gene Ontology annotation, cellular component: transcription regulator complex; PcG protein complex.